Molecule: messenger RNA, 678 nt
Organism: Peniophora sp. CBMAI 1063
Lineage: Eukaryota; Fungi; Basidiomycota; Agaricomycetes; Russulales; Peniophoraceae
Source: the annotation of a GenBank genome assembly
AUGUACACGCGAUUCACCUUCUCUUCUCAGCCUGCCAUUGCUACUGGCCCAACUGCAUGCAAGCGCGCACCUACGGUGACACCACUGCCAAGCAAAGCCCAGAGCAAGUGUGCUCGCAAGCACACGGCCAACGCAAAGGCCGGUGAGUGCCCUGGCUUCGACAAGGUCGCGGUGCAUCGCCAAAAUGGCCGCUCGUCGACAUCUGUAAUGGAACCGCCCGUCCCCUGCGCACCAAUUCAGUUGGGCUUUGGUGGAAUGGUCGAGAAUGAUGAGAUCGAAGAGGUCCCACCUGCAGGAGGCCACCCCGUGGGCAGCAACAAUCCAAGUGUUGCUGUCGAGUUCCAUCGCAAAGUGGCUCCUCGUCGUGGUGUGUGUGCGGAGAGGCCAAAGAAGAAGGGAUACAUGCAAGGCGAUUUGGAUCCCGAACACAAGAAGCUCUGGUCCGUCUUUCAGCCGACAUUCAUCUCCUACUAUGCCUGUCUUGGCCCUGACCAGCUCAAACACCCUUUCGAUAACGACGAUCUGGUCAAGCAUGUCCAAACCGUGUGCAAGCAUGUCUACGGCAGCCAGUCGCGCUAUCUCAAGAAAAUCGGGCCGAACGAACCCGUGUACGAGAACGUGCGUAGUCGUUUAUUCUCUCUUUAUAUUGAUGUCAGUAGUCACAACGGUCUCUGUUAG